GCCCCCUGCCUGCCGCGGUGCCGGCUCUGCGCUGCCGGCGGCCGCACCGGGCGGGGGCACCGGCACAGGCACCGGCACGGGCACCGGGCACCGGGCACCGGGCACCGGGACUGCGCUCGGCACGGCACUCGGCACGGCACGGCACAGGCUCACCAUGAUCGUGUGUCCCCAGAGCGUGGAGCACCCCCGAGGAAGCCGAUGCCAGCGGCUGCCGGGGCAGGUAGUGAAGAUGUCCAGCAGCGACCCUGAGUGCCCCCAGUUCCUCUUUGUGAAGGUGCUGGCAAGCCGAGGGCGGCUGGAGGCGGUGACCCAGCAGAUGGGAUACCACCCCCAGUACCUGGACAGCUUCCUCAAGAUGCAGCACUACCUGAUGCACAUGGACGGCCCUCUGCCCUUUGACUGCCGGCACUACAUCGCCAUCAUGGCAGCAGCCCGGCACCAGUGCCGCUACCUGGUGAACCUGCACGUGCUGCAGUUCCUGCGGGCAGGGGGGGACCCUCAGUGGCUGCGCGGCCUCGAAUUCAUCCCCCCCAAACUCCGCAACCUCAACGAGAUCAACAAGAUCCUGGCACACCGGCCGUGGCUCAUCACCAAGGAGCACAUUGAGAAGCUGCUGAAGAUCAGCGAGUGGAGCUGGUCACUGGCAGAGCUGGUGCACGCCGUCGUCCUCCUGGCACACUGCCACGCACUUGCCAGCUUUGUCUUCGGCUGUGGCUGCGAGCAGGACGAGGGGCUGGGGGGCCGAGGCUCACUGAAGCCACUGUCACUCGGGAACCAGUGCUUCUGUGAGGCCACUGCCAGCAACAGCUACGGCCAGGAGCUGCUGCGCAUCAACCGCAAGCGGUCCCUGGACUCCUGCAUGGAGCUGGAUUCCCUCCGGGAACGCAUGCAGCGGAUCCAUGUGGAGACUGAGGGCAGGGAUGAGAUGAGGCUGCUGCAGCAGGACCGAGAGGAAGGGCUCUCCCCUCUUGCAGACACUGAUGGGGAAGUCACCGGUGCCACCAACCUUGCAUGCUACAUGCAGGACCCUGACUUCGGAUACCAAGACUUUGCCCGGCGUGACGAGGAUCAGACGCAGGUGUUCAGAGUCCAGGAUUACUCCUGGGAAGACCAUGGCUUCUCACUGGUCAACCGGCUGUACUCUGACAUUGGGCAUCUGCUGGAUGAGAAGUUUAGGAUGGUGGAUGGUCUGCAGAGCAGUGCCAUGGCCAAGCGGCAGGGCUGUGAACCCUCUGUUUUCAAGCGGGGCAUCUGGAACUACAUCCACUGCAUGUUUGGCAUUAGGUACGAUGAUUAUGACUAUGCAGAAGUGAAUCAGCUCCUGGAGCGAAUGCUCAAAGUUUACAUUAAAACUGUAACCUGCUACCCAGAGAAGACAAACUCAGAAAUGUUUGACAGGUUCUGGAAGCAGUUCAAGCACAGUGAAAAGGUCCACGUGAACCUGCUGAUCCUGGAAGCCCGGAUGCAGGCAGAGCUGCUGUACGCGUUGCAGGCCAUCACCCAGUACAUGAUCUCCUAAAUGCUGGAGCUGCUGCAGGGCCCGGCAGCCUCCUCUGUCCCUGGACUCGUGCGGGACCCUCACGCUGGGACCGACGGCGAGGGAUUCCUUGAUUUAGUUCACUUGACUCUAUUGUUCCUUUUUGUUGGUUCCCCCCCCGCCUUGUGGGGGUCACUGAGUGGCCCUGUUACGUGCAAUUACCAAACUGUGAGGCAA
Molecule: messenger RNA, 1714 nt
Organism: Camarhynchus parvulus
Lineage: Eukaryota; Metazoa; Chordata; Aves; Passeriformes; Thraupidae
Product: sestrin-3-like
Exons: 9
Coding region: 155-1519 (454 amino acids)
Biological process (GO): positive regulation of macroautophagy; negative regulation of TORC1 signaling; cellular response to L-leucine
Cellular component (GO): nucleus
Molecular function (GO): L-leucine binding; oxidoreductase activity, acting on peroxide as acceptor
Source: RefSeq, a predicted model, not a curated record